AUGACUUCGACUCUUGAAUCAUACAUGAACCGAAUGGUGAACGUGGUCACUGGAGAUGGUCGAAUUAUUGUUGGACUUCUCAAGGGAUUCGACCAACUAAUCAACUUGGUCAUAGAAGACGCACACGAACGAUCCUAUUCAGAAACAGAAGGCGUUCUAACGACACCGUUGGGACUCUACAUCAUUCGAGGAGAAAAUGUAGCCAUUAUUGGCGAGAUCGACGAGGAACUGGACAAACGCGUCGAUUUAGAAAAUGUGAAGGCGGCUCCAUUGGCACCGAUUUGGAUCCCUCAAUGA
Caenorhabditis remanei is the source of this 297-nucleotide messenger RNA. RefSeq lists its product as uncharacterized. The transcript is spliced from 3 exons. Gene Ontology annotation, cellular component: precatalytic spliceosome; U6 snRNP; U4/U6 x U5 tri-snRNP complex. NCBI's taxonomy places the organism in Eukaryota, Metazoa, Nematoda, Chromadorea, Rhabditida, Rhabditidae. The record is from RefSeq and is a predicted model, not a curated record. Gene Ontology annotation, molecular function: RNA binding. Gene Ontology annotation, biological process: mRNA splicing, via spliceosome. Bases 1 to 297 code for a protein of 98 amino acids.